AGGAGAUUCGGACUGAGGAGACCUGCCGCCGCCAAAAGUCGCGCCAGUAUUUCACAAUCCUGCGUCUGACAGGGGCAUGUACGCGGACAAUAUCAAAGCAUCGGUCUCGUUAACGAACCUGGAUAUCUCCGAUCAGAGCCUCUUUGCUGCAGCCUUGCAUUUCUAGUUAGAGAGUUAUUGUCGGGAAAGGAGGGGGUUCGCUGCAGAUGCAGUGAAGAUUUUGUUGAUCUAGUAUUAUCUGUUGGCACAUCUCUUAGCUUUCUGCUAACCCAACGCCGGCGGCAUCUGCGCUGUUGAAUGAUUGCACUUCUCGCUUCCGCGUGGCAUAAUUCGAGUGCCUAAUUUGAAUUGAAACUAAAUAGCAAUGACCGACUCUCCGACUUCCGACCCCUGUCCAGUUCCAGAUCCCACUGUUGUGGAUCCAUCGGCUCGUAACGGGCAGUGCGCUCCCCCAGAUCACCACCCGCCCAAAAGAGCGAGUCAGGGAGACCCCUUCAAUAUGGAUCGGGACCAGGAGAUGAAAAUAAGCGACAGCGUGGAGGGCCAAGGCCUCCUGGAGAGCAGCAUGCGGCUGAAGCCUCACGAAGCCCAGAGCUACCGCAAGAAGGCAUUGUGGGUAUCCUGGAUCUCCAUUGUGGUCACGCUCAUUCUGGCGAUAGCUGCCUUCACUGUUUCCAUUAUGAGACACAGUGCGUCUGCCUUUGGAUUUGCUUUUGAUGCAACGUUGGACGUGCUGUCCUCUAUCAUUGUGCUGUGGCGCUAUAGCAACGCGGCGGCUGUGCACUCCGCCCACCGGGAGUACAUAGCGUGUGUCAUACUGGGGGUGGUGUUCAUCUUGUCCUCCAUGUGCAUUCUGGGAAAAGCCAUCCAUGACCUGGCCACCAAGCUUCUUCCUGAAGUGGAUGACUUCCUCUUUAGUGUGUCCAUCGUGAGCGGGAUCGUGUGUGUUGUCCUGGCUGUGCUGAAGUUCAUGCUGGGGAAGGUGCUGACCAGCAGAGCCCUCAUCACCGACGGUUUCAACUCCCUGGUUGGGGGGAUCAUGGGGUUCUCCAUCCUCAUCAGCGCCGAGGUUUUCCGGCACUACCAAACCGUCUGGUACCUAGACGGGACAACGGGGGUGCUGAUUGGCCUCAUCAUCCUGGCGUACGGAGUGAAGCUGCUGAUCGACAUGGUCCCCCGGGUGAGACAGACGCGGAACUACGAGAGGUUUGAGUGAGGGAACGCUCCUAAACGUGGGAGUGUGGUGCUUGGAGGGGUGGGGCCCUAUCCAAGCUCCACCCCCUCAGGCACACACCUGAUGAGAGACUCAGAGGACAAACACAGACCUUAAGGUGCCAGUGGUAUUUCAGUUCAAAGCAAGCCUUCUGUUUUUCACAGCAUCCCGCCCUCUUUCUGUACCCCCAGACCUUAGUGUUUCAAACAUAGUUCUGCACCCCAAAAGUGGGGAAGAGAAGGAGCAACUUCACCUGUCACUCUCCUCCCAGGAUGAACUGGGCGGAGUCUGGGAUCUGAGGUAAAUCACUACCUCGCCUCGGUGGUGGUCUCCAGCAGGGCAGUCCGGAUGUGACACUGCACCCUUUCAAUGAAAUACUUAGGCCUAUAGGCUGCAUUACAGGCUACACAUAUUUUUAUGGUGUUCUAGCCACUGUGAAAAUCAAUCCAUGAAACUGUCUGUGAAGAUUAUCCUGUGAAUAUUAUUGUUUGUGAUGGUUACUUUUUCCAGCAAAACAAGUGUCUCUUGCUUUCUUCCUCGUUGAGAGUCUAAGCUGACUUAUCUGCAUGGUCUCAGAAGUGGCCCAAAAUGUUGAGGUAACUAGUGAGUUUGACAAUUUUCUACUGAUUUUGCUGGAUGGACACCCUCGACAGAGGGGGAGAACAGUGUCUAGCCAGGCCUGUUCUGCUCUUUCCUUCACUGUAGUGUAGGAAUGAUGUCCUUAGAGAUAAUUGUGCUAAUGAUGUCAAGCAGCAUAUGGGGGAAACACUCAGUCACACAGCUGGGGACAGGGGUGCUGGUCGGCUUGCGUUGAGGUGUGUGUCAGGUGACAUCACCAGUGACAAAGAUAAGACACCCAUGGGCAGCUUUACAGCCUGUGCCCUCCAGAAAGAGAAAAAAUAAAAAAAAAAAAGCACAAAAUUGUAUAAGGAAGCAUAAACAAAGGCUGAUUGCCUGUUUAACAGCAAGGGCCAGCAAAGCAGGGUUAGUGAGGCUUUGACCUUCUUUAAAAAAAGUGGUAAAAUUCCAUCACCACCAACUGCACCCCCACCCACAAAAAAAAAAAAAAAAAAAAGAAGAAAAGGGAAAAAGCAGUGGGUUGGAGCCCAUUGUGAAUUUUGGCUUCUGAGCAAAGCACAAAUUAUUGAUAGCAAGGUGAAACUAUCUCGCGUCGCCAAAAUGAAAAACACAAUUACCAUUGAAACCCUGAACCCACACAAAAAUCAUUGUUUGUGCUUUCCCCAUUCAGAGUAACACACGUAGGAGUAAUGAAAUUUAAGAAUUUCUUUUGUUUUGGCUUUGCAGUGUCUAAAAUCUAUUAGUGUUUUUUUUCCCCACCCUCAUCGGCUCUGUUGUAUACACUGUUUCCAUUAGGUCGCAGGGAACGACUAGACAAACCCAAUAACGUUUUCUGUCCACGUCGGUCUCUGUGAUGCCUUGAGACCUAGAAACAAGGAUCACGUGUUUACAACGUCAACGCGUUUAUCAAUGCCAUUUAGCAUGCUAAUUUGUGAAAACAAAAAGUGUAGUUUCUCUCCCUUAAGAAAUGGCAGCGUCAGAUUAAAUUUGUCUGGUGUUUGGCUGUAUUUUUAAAGAGUUGUUCUUUAGGCUUCCGUGUUGAAUUACAGCAAAUGCAUCCAAUUAUCGCACCUCUGACGAGGCGUCACAGACUGCCAAAAGAAGAGUAGGCAUUUAGAAUUGAAGCACGUCCUUUUCACAGCCAUUUCCUCCAAACACACUAACCAGAGUGAAAUAUCUUUUCCUUCCCUGAACUCAUUUGCCCUAUAAUUUUACCAUCUCUAAUUCAAAAUAAGAAAAACACAUCUGAUUGUACGUAAUUUAACAAGACGAAUUCUCCAGAUUACAAAACGGAUAAAUGAUUUUAGUUUGCGUUAGCCACUCUUUGCCUCUUCAUAUUGUCCUGUCAUUCUUUUGAAGACGUUGUGUUACUCUAAUGGGUAAAACACACUGAAUGCAAAGCAAUAAUUGAAUUAAUAAAGUAAUUAAUGAAUUAAGCAAGGCCUUUAGCACAAGUAAGUUUUCACUGAUAGUACAUAUAAAUCUGCAUAACUUCAGACCGACAGUGAACAAACUGUGGUCAAAACAUUAAAGCAUUCUGAACUGCAGUCAAAGCCAAAAGGGGAUUAUCACUCCAAAACCAAUAAUGGAUAUGUUGUUUCUUACCUUAAGUACAGUUGUUGUGAAAAACAGCAUGUUCAUUUUCCAAUAUGGAGCGGAAAUGCCCUUUAAGAGGUUCUAGUAGUGGACCAACCUAAGUAAAUGCAAACAUGGGUGGUGGUUCCAUUAACAGAAAUAAACAUGUUCCAAAUUUACAGGGAGGGCUCAAUGCCCUUUUAGUAAAACAUUCAUACAACCUCUGUUAUUAUUUAUGAAUCUGAUACCAGCACCUUUUGUAUAUACGUUAAUUACUGUACAUAUCGUCUGUGAAAUAUCGUUUAUAUCGGCAUUGUGAGUUAAAGCAGACGCCUGUGAAAUUAAGUGAACGAUAGCAAACGGCCAUCGCAGAUGAAGAUUCUUGUUAUUCUUCGAAUGAUGUUUUACAUUAGUGUUUGAAAUAUUACUGUAAACCUUGAUCGUAUAGCUAUACCGUGUAGAAAAUGUACUGUGGAGUGAGAGUGAGCAAAUACCGUAAAAGCAAACAUUUUCUCUUUGCCAGGAAACACGUGAAUGUGACCCGUAGGCACUAUCCUUUCAGCUCACAAACAGAACAAGGAAUUUCACCCAUACUCCUCUGUUUUCAGUCAGUCUUUCGAUGUCCUGUCUCUGACGCCUGUUAAAGCUGACAGCACGGUAUUUCGGAAAGCAGGAGAGGCGUGUCCACAUCCUGAGUACAAGUUGUGAUUUGCGUUCCAUAAAAAAUAUACAAACUGACAGAAUCAAAGCACAGUUUGGGGUCAGAAUGGACAGCCUCCCGUAUCCAUUACUAGUAAAAAAGUAACCUUUCCACUAUGCUGAAGGCAAUCCUAGAGGUGUGAGGAAUCAGCUUUAAUAUAAUAUCAUCACUGAGGUUUUAGGGGCAUUGAUUUUAAAAAUCUUUCAAAAGGUUUAUGUCAGCAUGUAUGUUUGGGAACUCAUGCAUACCAUUCAUAUAAACUCAUCUAUACUGAUAAAUUGUCCAUAAACAGUAUAAAUGAAAGGCAUUUUGGGCAUGCAUAUGCAUUAUACAGUGUUUGUAUAAUGAACACACUAUAGCUGGUAGCACUAAUGAUUCAGUGUUACUAGUUCCACUGUAAUGGUUUGAAACUACUACUAUGCUGUAUAUACAGUCGUGCAUUUUUUUUAAAAUAUUGCACUGCAUUAAACUUUUUUUUAUCACAAAAAACAUAAUUCAAAUGAGUCUUAGACAUCCAGGCCAUUUUGUGACAUGCAUCUGUAUGUGUACAUCCACUAGAGAAAGCUGGGGGAUUCCUUAUAUGUCGUUUGAGAUGUGAGCCCGGUGGAUAUUUUCACAGUGCUGUCCUCUCUCUGGUACUGUUGAACUGGCUGACUUACGUUAGCUGGUUCCUUGUUUUAAACACUGGAUACAAGUAGCACAAGGCAGAGUAUACACGCUCACGCAGGCACACGUGCACACACACAAGCAUGCGCACACGC
Megalops cyprinoides (Indo-Pacific tarpon) is the source of this 4828-nucleotide messenger RNA. RefSeq names its product transmembrane protein 163a (gene tmem163a). Bases 365 to 1216 code for a protein of 283 amino acids. Gene Ontology annotation, molecular function: zinc ion binding. Gene Ontology annotation, cellular component: synaptic vesicle membrane. Lineage: Eukaryota; Metazoa; Chordata; Actinopteri; Elopiformes; Megalopidae. The record is from RefSeq and is a predicted model, not a curated record. The transcript has 8 exons.